Messenger RNA from Pecten maximus, 1191 nucleotides. RefSeq lists its product as uncharacterized. NCBI's taxonomy places the organism in Eukaryota, Metazoa, Mollusca, Bivalvia, Pectinida, Pectinidae. The transcript is spliced from 4 exons. The coding region runs from base 465 to 863 and encodes 132 amino acids. The record is from RefSeq and is a predicted model, not a curated record.
GUCUCGUUUAUAGUAUUAAACUAGCAUUCUUACUUAAAGGUGUAUUGCUUCAAACAGCACCGCAUGCCAAUCCAUCUGAAUUGCCAUAACGACCAGAUAUCUACUACUGGAAGUAUCUUUUUUUACCAAGGAAUGUUGGACAAUAUAGUCAUUAUCCUUCAGUCAUGACGCUAAAAGCUGUAUAAAUGACCCUACGCACAUAUAAAUCCAGAUGUGUUGCCGAGACAGGACAACAAUCGCUGACGCUUCAGAGCAAAGAGUGCUAACGGAGAACUGAUUUGGUAUACUAGUACUAUCCAAUGUACGCCGGCAUUCUUCCCUAAUGGAUUGAGAUACCCCAGUACUAAGCAGGAGCGGUAUAUUGUAACUGCAAUCUGUCAGAAUUAAUACAUUAACAAUUGCUAAAAGAAAUACAAACUGGACCAUAUCCGAGGCAGACAAACCGUUUUUAACUCUAAGACAGCAUGCGGGAUAACAUUUGUCUGCUUCUUUUCCUGUUGGUUGCGGGAUUUACUUACUUACAAGCUGCUGUACCACAACAGAAACGCCAAGGGAUGUUUGGUUUAUGUCAAGGAUGGGGAGCUGGAUGUUCCUUUACCUAUCGAUUACAGAACAGGGUUUCUUCAAAAUCUCCUAGUUCGAAUUCGGCACCUAGGCCACGAAACGUGAGGUACAGCGUCCCUUCUUACCUAUUUACAUCAGGGAACUCCUGGAAUCCAAUAGGAAAGAGAUCUGCAUGGUUCACAGACAUAGCAUAUCUGCGGAAUCCUCUGGUUUCCCUGCUAUCACUAAAAAAGCCUAAAGAUAAUCCCAAGUAUGUACGAAUCUAUCCGUUAGUCUACAGGUCAAAACAGGUUCGCUGACAAAACAGCAAGAAACACGUAAGCACUAGUGGUGGAAUUGUUCUAUCAUUUCACAGAAUAUGUGUUGGCAUGUGAUCGUGGUCAGCGUUAAAAAUACUCCUCGACUAUAUCAGUCAUAAAGAUACUAUGUCAUAUCACAGAAAAUGCUCACAAUGUAUAUAAACUGUUUCAAUGGAAAUUUUCGUGGACGUUCAUGUUUUUGAAUAUAUCCUAUACUGAAAAAGUACAGCUUAAAUAAUCUCUUCACAAGUAUACAAAUGUAUGCAUGAGAUUGAGAAAGUAACAUGUGCAAUGUCUUAAUCUUGAAUAAAAUGUUAGUUUGUAAGUA